Molecule: messenger RNA, 1239 nt
Organism: Pestalotiopsis fici W106-1
Lineage: Eukaryota; Fungi; Ascomycota; Sordariomycetes; Amphisphaeriales; Sporocadaceae
Exons: 1
Coding region: 1-1239 (412 amino acids)
Source: RefSeq, a predicted model, not a curated record
AUGGUGCUCCGCAAAAAGGAAGUCUACACGGUGAUAACGCCAAUCCCCGGAUUCAUUCCCCGCCAACUGGCCAUAGAUAUCCUCCACAGCCAUGGUGAGGUCAUCACCCUGAACCCGCUCGUGCUCAGUCACAAGCCCAUCUCGGCACCGCGCAACGCCCCCAGCGACGAAUUUUACUCGACCUGGUACGAAAUCACCGAGCGCCUGCAGUUCAUUCCCGGCAUUGGCAAAUUGGGCUCUGGCGUCAUCAAUUUCAAUGGCUGCUUUCACGACUUGCCGUGGGGCCUACAAACCCACAUUUACGCUCCGGCUGGCGUCGACCUCCGGAACAAGUAUCGCAUCGGUGGGAACCAGCCGGGCGUCGAGCCACCGGAGCAGCAGGAGAUGGGACUCGGCGCCCCCAAGGACGGACUCUAUCUACGCGAAGAUAUUGAAAUUCGCUGCAAUUUUGCCAUGGUGAGCUUUGUCAAGGCGCAGCUCAAGGCUGCCAGCAAAGAAAUGGUGGAUCGCAUUGUCAAAAAGGCCGAAUUGCUCGAGGCCGGUGUCCUGACUGCCAUGAUCGAGAAUGGCAAGAUCAAGACGUCAAAUCCAAAUGACCGAUCGCAGUACACUGGCGGCUUGGCGGCUCAGUCGCCACCAGACUCCCCAGCAAGCAUGUACCACACGCAUACGGGACAGUCUUCCAUGCCGCCAAUGUCGCCUUCUAUCCCGUAUCAGAUUCCACGGCCCGUCUCGUACCAGGUGCCGCCGAGCUUACAACAACAUCAACAAUUCAAUAGACCCAACUCGUCCAUGUCGCAUCAAUCAGGUAGUUACCAGUAUAGCAAGCCAGUAGAACACCCCCAGGUUGCCGAGCUGCCUGUUGAGGCACCGCAGAAAAACGAUAUUGUGAUGGAGCUACCGGGAGACAUGUAUCAUCCGCAGGCAUCGCCAAGCUUGCAUCCGCCACAACUGUCUCCAGGCAUUUCCGACACUUCAGGCAAGACGUCACCAAAUCCGAACAACUGGAGGUGGUCACAAAGUCAACACAGCCCGGGUUUGCAAAGCUCAAGGCCGACAUCCUACAGCUCCGAACCGGGAAAUGCACCGCACGGGUCGCCAGGGCUCGAUCACAAGGGGUUCGCAUUUGAGCUCGCUACCCAUGCCGAGACCCGAGAGGAGCAUCACUCUGGGCCAAAGACACAGCAGCACAACAUUCCGCCGUACAAUCCUGCAGACUAUGCGCGGCUCAGUCGUUGA